Molecule: messenger RNA, 746 nt
Organism: Rubroshorea leprosula
Lineage: Eukaryota; Viridiplantae; Streptophyta; Magnoliopsida; Malvales; Dipterocarpaceae
Source: the annotation of a GenBank genome assembly
UUGAUUCCUCAGCUAAACAGACAGACACUGUACAUCCCUUUGAUUUCAACACCAACCUUAAAAUUUUCUUGCUUCCAAAUCCCAGCAAAAUCACUUCUCCUUUCUAAAAAACUCCUCGAUUUGUUCCUUUUUCAAGCGAUUUCCUGCGAUACCCAUAAUCUGAUCCCAAGUCAAACCGUACCCAGAUGGGAUUUUCAUCUUAAUCCGUAUAGGUUUUGAAAAUCACAGAAGAAUCAAGAUUCUGAUCUGAUUUCUCAAGUGGGUUUUCAUUAAUUCUUCUUGAAGAUAUGAAUUUCAGGAGCUUGGAUGAAUUCUGGGCAUUCUACAUGACUCAGCACUCGAAACCAUCCACAAGGCGCUGGCAUUUCGCGGGCACACUCACAAGUAUUCUAUUAAUGAUUUACUCUGUGUUGUUUAAUUGGUGGUUUGUGCUGUUUGUGCCGGUGUUUAGUCACGGUCUUGCUUGGUACAGCCAUUUCUUUAUCGAAGGGAAUGUUCCGGCCAUGUUUGUGCAUCCAUUUUGGUCCUUUUUAUGUGAUUACAAGAUGUUCGGAUUGAUGCUUACUGGUAAAAUGGAUAGGGAGAUCAAGAGGCUUGGAAAGAGGCCUAUUCUACAAGGGUUUUGAAUUUUUUUAUGCUAGUGUAAGGUUUCAUAUAAUGCUUUUAAUCAUGUUUGAAUAUAGGAUUUGUUCGCAGAGUAAAUAUUGUUGAAAUUCUAAGUUUGAACAUAAAUUUGCUUGGUCUUU